AUGAUGGCGAAUGUGCAGACCCAGACACCGAAAGAAAUGCUCGACUUCUUGCUUCCAAAGGAUUCACCUUUGUUUCGCAGAUGGAUGGACAAGGCUGUUGCUGAUGGCCGACGAAAGUCCGCGGCUUCUGCCGGCAAGACCGCGCAAGACCUGGAGUGGCAGCUGCACUCUGCGCAGCUUCGUGAGACUUUGGGUAUAUCAGUUUCUUCGAAGAUCUGGACAGGCAAAGCGACUUUCCAGGGAUUGGGACUGGGCUUGACUGAUCGGGUGCAGGAUGCACUGGAUGUUACGGCAGCCAAGAUCCUCUCCAGGAAAGCAAAGAACACUUCUGAAACUCUUAUGAACACAGUACUUGAUGUGUCCCAGUCUAUCGCAAGGGGCACUUUCACGAAGCAGUCGGGUGUGCACCCUUGCUUCACAACUUCGUCAGAGUUGUAUUCAUAUAGAGAGGACAGAGUGAUCCUUGGAGUGGAGAUGCUAGCAAUCCUCGGGUACCCAAGGGAUAUGAUCAUUCCUGAGGAUUUCACGAACCGGCAGCUGAAGCGGCUGGCCGGAAACACGAUCAGCUUGCCGUGCCUGGGCAUGAUGUUGUGGAGUUUUCAGGUGAUGCGCCGGAGAAAUUUCGAAGCUCCGGACAUGGGUGGCAAUUAA
Molecule: messenger RNA, 651 nt
Organism: Symbiodinium sp. CCMP2456
Lineage: Eukaryota; Dinophyceae; Suessiales; Symbiodiniaceae
Source: the annotation of a GenBank genome assembly